Bombyx mori (domestic silkworm) is the source of this 1032-nucleotide messenger RNA. RefSeq names its product microvitellogenin. The transcript has 2 exons. Lineage: Eukaryota; Metazoa; Arthropoda; Insecta; Lepidoptera; Bombycidae. Gene Ontology annotation, cellular component: extracellular region. The record is from RefSeq and is a predicted model, not a curated record. The coding region runs from base 73 to 975 and encodes 300 amino acids.
GCAGACUAUAAGAAGCCAUCGAUUCUGUUUCCAUUAUAGUUCCGUUCCGACCCUUCGUUGAACUGAGCAGAUAUGGAGCUCAAAGGAGUUGUGCUACUGAUGUGUGUGCUGGCUGUCAGUGCCAAUAGCAUUGUCAAGGAAGCCACCGACAACAUUGCAGCCGUUGAGACAGUGGAUUCGACCAGCGUCGUCAGCACCGUAGACUCUGUAAGCACUGAAGCAACCGUGACCCUCGAUAACACCACCAGCAAUCAGUCACCUUCCAUGAGCUACGUCAGUAAGCAACGCGAAAAUAAACUCUACAAUUUUAUCGUGGCAAGGAAAUUUGAUGAAGCUGUCGAGAACACAAUUUCCUUGUAUGGCGCAGGCGGGUGCAAUAUCAUCGAACAGGUCAUUGAACGGUUGUUCGACGAGGGUCAAUCUAUAGUAUUUGAUUACUCCUACAAACUCUCAAUCGCCGGGGCCCGGUACGUCGCACGCAGUUGCUUCCCUGCGGCAAUCAGAAUCCACGAAAGUUUGGUAUUCGCAAAAGUGAUUAACAAGAGGGACGGGUACGCUCUUACGUACAGUAGACGGGUGGACUCCGAUGGUGACCGAAGAAUUUUAGGCGAUCGUAACACUCAAAACAGAAUGGAUAUUACAUGGUGGUUCGUCCCUUAUUGGCUGGGAGACAGGCUUUAUUUCGAGAUGCGUCCUCUUAGAAUGGCUAUGUUCUUAAAAUUAGGAAACACUAGAGACGAAGACGACGACCAUACCGCUUAUAUAUCUGACGACCACGCCACGAACAGGCACUUCUGGACCAUACAGCCGGUGAAGCACAAUGGCGAGCUCCUGUUCUACAUCAUCAACCGGGAGUACGAUGAGCUUCUUAAAUUCGGUCAAUCAACCAAAUACGACGGAUACCGCAUUGGUUAUGGCCACUCGACGAGGGACUUCAACCCGAAUAAGUUCUCUUGGUACAUUGAUGUAAUAUGAUUGUGUUUCAAGAAAUUUCAUUUGUAACAAAAACAAAAUAAACUUCAUUACAAAUCA